Molecule: messenger RNA, 4631 nt
Organism: Podarcis muralis (Common wall lizard)
Lineage: Eukaryota; Metazoa; Chordata; Lepidosauria; Squamata; Lacertidae
Gene: CPSF1
Product: cleavage and polyadenylation specific factor 1
Cellular component (GO): nucleus
Molecular function (GO): protein binding; nucleic acid binding
Source: RefSeq, a predicted model, not a curated record
GGUUCCGCCUUCCGCCCUCGCGAAUGGGCCGAAGGUUCCGGCGGGAGCGGUUUCCUCCCGGACCGGUUAUGCCUGCGCACCCCGCCGGCUGAGGGGGAGUUGAGGGCGGGGGAGGGAGCCUGCGGAGAUGUAUGCCGUGUACAAGCAGGCGCACCCUCCCACUGGGCUGGAGUUUUCCAUGUACUGUAACUUCUUCUCCAACGCCGAGCGCAACUUGGUGGUGGCAGGGACCUCUCAGCUGUACGUGUACAGGCUCAACCAUGACUCUGAGACCUCGACCAAAAAUGACAGGAUCUCUGAAGGGAAAGGUCACAAGGAGAAACUCGAGCUGGUGGCUGCCUUCUCCUUCUUUGGCAAUGUCAUGUCCAUGGCCAGCGUACAGCUCGCGGGAGCCAAGCGAGAUGCCCUCCUGCUCAGCUUCAAGGAUGCCAAGCUCUCCGUGGUGGAAUAUGAUCCUGGCACCCACGACCUGAAAACUCUCUCCCUCCAUUUUGAGGAGCCAGAGCUGAGGGAUGGCUUUGUGCAGAACGUCCACAUCCCCAAAGUGCGGGUGGACCCUGAUGGGCGCUGCGCGGUGGAUGCUCAUCUAUGGCACAAGGCUGUGGUGCUGCCAUUCCGCCGAGAGACCCUGACGGAUGAGCAUGAAGGUGUCAUGGGAGAAGGCCAGAAGUCAAGUUUUCUGCCCAGCUACAUCAUUGACGUGCGGGAGCUAGACGAGAAGCUGCUCAACAUCAUCGACAUGCAGUUCCUGUAUGGCUACUAUGAGCCCACCCUACUCAUCCUCUUUGAGCCCAACCAGACCUGGCCUGGGCGGGUGGCUGUGCGCCAGGACACCUGCAGCAUUGUGGCCAUCUCCUUGAACAUCAUGCAGAAGGUCCACCCCGUCAUCUGGUCUCUCAGCAACCUGCCCUUUGACUGCACCCAGGCUCUGGCGGUACCCAAGCCCAUUGGCGGAGUUGUGAUCUUUGCGGUGAACUCAUUGCUGUACCUGAACCAGAGCGUGCCGCCUUACGGCGUGUCCCUCAACAGCCUCACCAACGGCACCACCGUCUUCCCGCUAAGGAUCCAAGAGGGAGUGAAAAUCACACUGGACUGUGCCCAAGCAGCUUUCAUCUCCUAUGACAAGAUGGUCAUCUCGCUGAAAGGAGGGGAGAUCUACGUCCUGACCCUCAUCACCGACGGCAUGCGGAGCGUCAGAUCCUUCCACUUCGACAAGGCGGCAGCCAGCGUCCUCACCACUUGCAUGAUCACCAUGGACCCCGGCUACCUCUUCUUGGGCUCGCGUCUCGGCAACUCCCUCCUCCUCAAAUACACAGAGAAGCUGCAGGAGACCCCCAUGAGCGUUGCCAAGGACCCCGCAGAGAAGCCGGAGGAGCCUCCCAUCAAGAAGAAACGUGUGGAGCAGACUGCAAACUGGACGGGGGGAAAGUCAGCUCCUCAGGACGAGGUGGACGAGAUCGAGGUGUACGGCAGCGAAGCCCAGUCUGGGACCCAACUUGCCACCUAUUCUUUCGAGGUGUGCGACAGCAUCCUGAACAUCGGUCCCUGUGCCAACGCCGCCAUGGGGGAGCCUGCUUUCCUUUCUGAAGAGUUCCAGAACAGCCUUGAGCCCGACCUUGAAAUCGUCGUGUGCUCAGGAUACGGCAAGAACGGCGCCCUCUCGGUUCUUCAGAAAAGCAUCCGCCCUCAAGUGGUGACGACCUUUGAACUCCCAGGCUGCUAUGACAUGUGGACGGUGAUCUCGCCCCAGAAGACGGAAGAGGCAGCGGAGGAAGACGCCCAGGGAGAAAGCGCAGAGAAGGAGCCGGCCCCACCAGAGCCUGCUGAUGACGGGAAGCGGCACGGCUUCCUCAUUCUGAGCCGGGAAGACUCCACCAUGAUCCUGCAGACAGGCCAGGAAAUCAUGGAGCUGGACACCAGCGGCUUUGCCACCCAGGGGCCCACUGUCUAUGCCGGCAACAUUGGCGAGAACCGCUACAUCGUCCAGGUGUCUCCCCUGGGAAUCCGCCUGCUGGAAGGAGUGAACCAGCUGCACUUCAUCCCAGUGGAUCUUGGCUCGCCUAUCAUACACUGUGCCGUGGCCGACCCCUAUGUGGUGAUCAUGAGCUCCGAGGGGCAGGUCACUAUGUUUGUGCUGAAGAGUGACACCUACGGGGGCCGGACACACCGGCUCACCUUGCAGAAGCCGCAGCUGCAUCACCAAUCGAAGGUGAUUGCGUUGUGUGUAUACCGGGACGUCAGCGGCAUGUUCACCACUGAGAGCCAUUCAUCCAGCUCCCGGGACGAGCUUUCCUUGAGGACUCAGUCAGAAUCUGAGGCUCCCAUCCAGGACAUCAGCAACACAAUAGACGAUGAGGAAGAAAUGCUCUACGGUGAAUCCGGCACCUUGUUUAGCCCCACCAAGGAGGAGCCGCGCCGCUGCAGCCUGCCCUUGGCUGACAAGGAUCCUCACCAGUACAAGUCAGAGCCCACUCACUGGUGUGUGCUGGUCCGGGAGAACGGUGCUAUGGAGAUCUACCAGCUGCCUGAAUGGCGCCUGGUCUUCCUGGUGAAGAAUUUCCCCAUGGGGCAGAGGGUGCUGGUGGACAGUUCCUUCGGGCAGCCUGCCAGCCAGGGCGAGGCCAAGAAGGAGGAGGUGGUCCGUCAGACCGAGAUGCCGCUGGUCAAGGAGGUGCUGCUGGUGGCCCUGGGAAAUCGGCAGAGCCGGCCGUACCUGCUGGUCCAUGUGGAUCAAGAGCUGCUCAUCUACGAAGCUUUUAACCACGGCUCUCAGCUGGGCCAGACCAACCUCAAAGUGCGGUUCAAGAAGGUUCCCCAUAACAUUAACUUCCGGGAGAAGAAGCCCAGGCCGUCGAAGAAGAAGCCGGACGGCGUGGGUGGAGAGGAAUCGGGGGCUGCCAGGGGGCGGGUUGCCCGAUUCCGCUACUUUGAGGAUAUCUAUGGAUACUCGGGGGUGUUCAUUUGUGGCCCCUCCCCACACUGGCUGCUGGUAACGUCUCGGGGAGCCCUACGCCUGCACCCCAUGACCAUAGACGGCCCCAUUGAGUCCUUUGCCCCCUUCCACAACGUCAACUGCCCCAAGGGCUUCCUCUACUUCAACCGGCAGGGGGAGCUGCGCAUCAGCGUCUUGCCUGCCUACCUUUCAUACGAUGCACCGUGGCCCGUCCGGAAGAUCCCACUGCGCUGCACCGCACAUUACGUAUCCUACCACGUGGAGUCCAAGGUCUACGCGGUGGCCACCAGCAUCAACAACCAUUGCACCAGGAUCCCCCGCAUGACGGGCGAGGAGAAGGAAUUUGAGACCAUCGAGCGAGAUGAUCGCUACAUGCACCCGCUGCAGGAGGCCUUUUCCAUCCAGCUGAUCUCUCCAGUCAGCUGGGAGACGAUUCCAAACACCAGGAUCGACCUGGAGGAGUGGGAGCACGUGACCUGCAUGAAGACCGUGUCUCUCAAGAGCGAGGAGACUGUCUCGGGCCUGAAGGGCUACAUCGCCGUGGGGACUUGCCUCAUGCAGGGCGAAGAGGUGACCUGCAGGGGCCGGAUCUUGAUCAUGGACAUCAUCGAAGUGGUUCCAGAGCCUGGGCAGCCCCUCACCAAGAACAAAUUCAAGGUGCUGUACGAGAAGGAGCAGAAGGGGCCCGUUACUGCUCUCUGCCACUGCAAUGGCUACCUGGUGUCGGCCAUUGGCCAGAAGAUCUUCCUGUGGAGCUUGAAGGACAAUGACCUGACGGGCAUGGCUUUCAUCGACACGCAGCUCUAUAUCCACCAGAUGAUCAGCGUCAAGAACUUCAUCCUGGCGGCCGACCUCAUGAAGAGCAUCUCGCUGCUGCGCUACCAGGAGGAGAGCAAGACCCUCUCCCUCGUCAGCCGGGACGCCAAACCCCUGGAAGUUUACAGCGUGGACUUCAUGGUGGACAACGCUCAGCUGGGAUUUCUUGUGUCUGACAGGGACCGGAACCUCCUUGUUUACAUGUAUCUGCCGGAAGCAAAGGAAAGCUUUGGGGGGAUGCGCCUCCUCCGCAGGGCCGAUUUCCACGUGGGAGCCCACGUCAACGCCUUCUGGAGGACCCCGUGCCGCGGGGCCAUGGAGGGGCCCACCAAGAAAUCCAUUGCCUGGGAGAACAAGCACAUCACCUGGUUUGCCACGCUUGACGGAGGGAUCGGGCUGCUGUUGCCCAUGCAGGAGAAGACCUACCGGCGCCUGCUGAUGCUGCAGAACGCCCUGACCACGAUGCUGCCCCACCAUGCCGGCCUCAACCCGCGUGCCUUCAGGAUGCUGCACAUGGACCGGCGCAUCUUGCAGAACGCCGUGCGCAAUGUCUUGGACGGGGAGCUGCUCAACCGCUACCUUUACCUGAGCACCAUGGAGCGCAGCGAGCUGGCCAAGAAAAUCGGCACCACACCGGACAUUAUCCUGGAAGAUCUGCUGGAGAUCGAUCGCGUCACAGCUCAUUUCUAAGGAUUCCCCUUCCCCACAACUGCGCCCCUCGAUUUGGCUGCAGGGGGCGGCCCAGCCUCCCUGUCUGCCCCCCCCCUCGGAACCCCAAUGUUUGUAAUGUCUUCCUGGCUGGGCUACAGGACUCUUUAUCAGUUAUGUGUUUUUAUAAAGCUGGCAAGGAUUUGUAAAGAAA